AUAACUCUGGAAAAAAGAAGAAAAAUGGCCCCUGAAAAUAAUUCCCAAAUCAAAGAAUACAUAAUCGUGUAAUAACAGUACCGGAGUACCAGUAUAAAUACGUAAGAAAAAUGUCGAAAACAGACGCUGUUCCAGUAUUUGAGUUAGGGUCAGCAGGAACAGAUUUCAAAUCUAAAAGUAAGGAUAUAUUUGGUGUUCUUCAGACCUUAGAAGAUAAACAUUCAGCAGUCGAAUCGGCUCGCAGAAAAUCGGGAUCAGAAAAAGAUGAAGAAACGUUUUGGAAAAAUGACCCCAUUGUUGAACCCGAUGUGGUCAGUAAAGAUACAGCAUCUCAUGAACACACUAACAAAUUAAAGGGAAGUUACUCUAAUAGGUCUUCGGAUAAGGGAGAUGCGAGUAAUUUCAGAAAACCGUACUUUAGACCUCCGUCUAAUAGGCGGUUUAACAAACAGAUAAUCCCAGACCAUAAAAUACAUCCAGAGAAGUACACAUGCUAUAGUCUCGGAGAUGUUUCUUCUUCAGAUAUGUCAAAUACUUCAAAUAGUCGAGCAGCUUUCGAUUUUCUCGAAGAGCGACGUAAAUUUCGCGAGCAACAGGAAAGAGGUUCGGACGAAGAAGAAGCCAAAGUUGAUGUCAGCGACACAGCAUGCUCCAGGGGGGUCUUCACUUUUAAGAAAAGGAACAAGACUGACGAGCAAUCAGAGAAAAAAGGUGAUAAAUCAAAGGAUAAAACUGUUGUUAGUUUAGCCGAGGAAGAACCAGAGGAUGAUGAGGAGAAACAAAACGAAAAAACAGAGGAGAUAGCAUGUUUUAAACCACGUAAAUCUAAACAAAGAAAUAUCCGAGUUCGUGAAGAUGCUGAGGAUGAAGACGAAUAAAUGUAUAUAAAGAAUUGUUUAAUUAAUUUGUUUAUUAUGAAAAAUGGGUGGUGCACGACUUAAAAUUUACUACACGAUUUGACAUUAAAUAGAUACAAAUCGAUGUUUUAGAUACAACAAAUUGAUGUGUUAUAUACAUCUUUGUGGAUACCUUCUUAGCAACAUGUGGUAGACAUGCAGCUCAUUACAUUUAUAUUUGAAGUACAUUUAUUGUAAGCAUUUGUUUGUUGGAAUGGAACUACAACUAUUAACCCUUUCGCUACUGGUCACUAGCUUACUGACCCUAUUUCUACUAUAGCUAUUUUAAUAAAAUGGUAACGGGUAACCUAGAAGUUUUGUGAUGACUCAUUGAUCAGGCCCUAUGUAAUGCCAAUGAAAGUUAGCUUUAGGUCAUUGCGGUCUAUUGUUUAUUGUGCUCGUUGUUAUUCUAGGCCUAAUUUGGGACCCGGUGUAGCGGAGACAUCUCACAGACAAUUUAUGAUGUGUGUUUUAAUCUGGUGACUAGGCCCUACGUAAUAAAAGGUUAAAUGGACUAUGAUUUAAUAUUUUACUUUUGUUAAUAAUCCUACAUUAUUUUAUAUAGCAGUAGUCAUUGCUAGACAUUAAUCUAAAACAAGUAGUGAUAGGUGUGGUGCACAAGGUCGGGUAUGCAUACUCUUCAUGGAAUGUUGCUGAACUUAAAGAGUUCACAAGACCGUUACAUGCAUCAUUUUUAUAUGCCCACAUUGAAAUGAAGUCGUAUGUUGUCGUGGCCCUGUCCGUCUGUCUGUCCGGCGUCCACAAUUCCUUGUGGAUGCUCUAGAGGCUACAGUUAAUACCCGAUUGACUUUAAAUUUAUACACAGUGAUUUUUAACUAUUUCCGAUAAUUAUUGCCAGAGUUAUGUCCCUUGAUCACUUUGAAAGAUCUUGUGAGCCCUCUGAAGACUAAAGUUAAUAUAAAUUGCUUAAGGUCAUGAGACGAACAAUUGAAACAAAUUCUAAUGUUUUCUGAUCAUUACUUAAUGGGUUAUUACUCGUAAUCAGAUUUUCAUAUGUUGUAAAUGUUCUCAUGACUGAAAAAAGAAAAAAUAUGCGACAACCCUUGUUGACUGCCUGGACGACUUAACUGCUGCGGCUGUUUUUCGUUGCCUGGCAACCUAUAUGUUUAUAACAGUAUUUGUUGUGGUUUUGUUUUUUAUGUGUCAAAUUAGCCCUACAGUAAAUCUUUCUUGUGUGUUAUGAUUACUGGUAGACAUGACAACAGCAAGGGUAUUUUAAUGAGAGAGUUGUAUAAUGUACAUGUAUAUUUAUAGGCUGUGUGUAUCUCAUAGCAAUCUCCAUGCAUCUCCUAGUUAAGAGCUUUGCACCAAUCUGAUUAAAAUCAAUUUUGAUUGGCUAAGCACUAAAAUCAAUCUAAUAUUAUCCAAUCAAAUUACUAAAAUCUAGAUUUUAUCUUAGUUAAAAUUUCGUGAAACAGGGCCCAGAUCUUUAUUUCCUCCGGUUUCCUCCCGCUAAUCAAACCCCUACAUGUACGUGCAGGCACAUUAUUGAAAUAAAAUUGCACCAUAUAGUGGUCCCGAAAUGACCUACUUUGUGUAAAGAUGGCGUUAAACCACAUUUCUGGCUCUCUCUCUGUUAAAAAGAAGAGAGGCGAGAAGGUCUGAUUCAAUGAGACUAGCCCUGCACAUAUCAUUAUUCUUUUGAUGUCACUAUUAUGUUAACUGUGUUAUAUGUUUUGGUGCAUCUAAGCAACUCUGUUGGUUUUUUAUUCAUAAGAUGUACUUUCAAGCUUUAUACAUUAUUGCUUGUUUUUUUGUUAUUUUUAAUGAAAUAUUACUAAAAUUACUGUAUGACCGUAAUAAAAAUGGUAAAAAUCUU
Patella vulgata (common limpet) is the source of this 2736-nucleotide messenger RNA. Its product is annotated as protein TSSC4. The record is from RefSeq and is a predicted model, not a curated record. Lineage: Eukaryota; Metazoa; Mollusca; Gastropoda; Patellidae. Bases 111 to 878 code for a protein of 255 amino acids. The transcript has 2 exons.